Molecule: messenger RNA, 828 nt
Organism: Cercopithifilaria johnstoni
Lineage: Eukaryota; Metazoa; Nematoda; Chromadorea; Rhabditida; Onchocercidae
Source: the annotation of a GenBank genome assembly
AUGCCCUCUGAUAUGGCUGCUUUUUUGAAACAGUUCAUUUAUUUAGGUGAGUUAACUUGGAUAUUACAUCAGUGGCAGAAAAAUAUGUAUUCGGCCAAUCCAUUUGAUGUACCAUCAGUUGGGUAUUUGCUGGUAGAGAAGCUAUCGCAAGUUAUAAUGAAUGAUGGUGGUGCAUCGGUUAAUCUUCUAAAAAAGCAGCAGGAUUAUUCAUGGAAUCAUCUACCAGAGUUGCAUCCGAAAGGUCUCGGAUGUUAUUUUUUAGGAUCUUCCUUUGAACGACGCUUACGAGAUUUCUAUAGGUUGACAGAGGAUAUCCGUGAAGCUCAUCUGGAACAAAGUGACGAAAUAUGUCUUUGCUUGGAACGAAAACAAUUGUUGAAGGAAACGCGAAAACAAUUAGCAGUAGUGCCAAAUGAGAUUUUCUUAGAAAUGGAAGAAAUGUGGAUGGAUUAUUAUUGUAAAUUGUAUUUUGUUGGAAAGAGAGUUGAAAUGUUGAUGACACGUAUUCAGUACGAGCUACGUCCAGCAUUAGAGUUCCUAAAUCGCGGAAACGUAUACGAUGUGACGUAUGGUCAAUUUUCGUUUUCAAUGGGUAAUUAUUUCCGAUUUCUUGUCAGAGGAUUGUGGGUUUACGAUCACAUCAUUCAGGAAGAAAUAGAAAACGAAACAAGUCGUUGUAAGCAGUUGGUGAGGCACUGGGCUGAAAAGGGAUUAGUUUUAGAAAGAGAUCUGGAAGCAUUACGAUUCUGGAAAUCGGAUGGUUUGAUUUUCCUUCUAAUCGCAAUCUUUUUUCCUUUUUUUUGGAUAUUUAGAACUCUUAUGUUUUAA